AUGUCGAAUUCUGCAGAUCAAAAUAUAGAUGAACCCGUAGAUGAACGGGUUCAAGAGGUCCUCGAGGACGGAAAUUUGAGUGAUACCGAGCUACUUGAAGAAUUAGAAAAUGACGACGACGACUCGGUAAUAGCCAACAUACGUGAAAAGAGGAUGGAGCAAUUAAAACAAGAGAUGGCCAAGUUGCAAGAAAUGCGUCAACAUAACCACGGAACUUACGAAGAAAUUCCAAACGAAAAAGAUAUUUUGAAAAUUACAACGUCAACAAAACUUUGCGUUGUUCAUUUCUUUCACAAAGAGUUUCGGAGAUGUCAAAUUAUAGACAAGCAUCUAGCGCCCAUCUCGCAGAAACAUUUCAAGACGAGAUUUGUCAAGAUCAACGUCGAGAAUGCGCCGUUCCUCGUUGAAAAACUGAAAGUACAAGUCUUACCGUGUGUAAUUAGUUUCAUCGAUGGGAUAUCAGUUGACAGAAUUGUUGGUUUUGAAGAGUUGGGAAACACAGAUUCCUUCACUACCGCAGCCCUUGAACUUCGACUGUCAAAAAGUGAUCGUCUGAGGUGUUUCCCAAUAGAAAAAAUACAGCUUCAAUCCAGUUAA
Paraglomus occultum is the source of this 597-nucleotide messenger RNA. NCBI's taxonomy places the organism in Eukaryota, Fungi, Glomeromycota, Glomeromycetes, Paraglomerales, Paraglomeraceae. The record is from the annotation of a GenBank genome assembly.